Messenger RNA from Aspergillus japonicus CBS 114.51, 830 nucleotides. Gene Ontology annotation, molecular function: mRNA binding. NCBI's taxonomy places the organism in Eukaryota, Fungi, Ascomycota, Eurotiomycetes, Eurotiales, Aspergillaceae. Gene Ontology annotation, biological process: intracellular mRNA localization; ribosomal large subunit biogenesis. The record is from RefSeq and is a predicted model, not a curated record. Bases 253 to 819 code for a protein of 188 amino acids. Gene Ontology annotation, cellular component: preribosome, large subunit precursor; nucleolus. The transcript is spliced from 3 exons.
GUUUUCUGAUCUUCAUUCAUUUGGAUCGCGUUGAAAUUCUCCAAAGAUCCGAUCGUCCGUCUCUGUGUCAAGGAGAUAUACACAGAACGUUUCGAGGAACCUGUGCCUCUAUUGUCUUUGUGGACUUGAAAGUUCCCAUCGCCCGCAUUUUUCCCUUUCGAAUUUUCUACCCACCAUCCGCAUCAACACCUCGGUGUUCUUAUAUCUUCUUUUUCUUUUUUUUUUUUCCAGAAAUAAGAUCAAGACCACAAGAUGGCCCCGACAAAGUCCUCGGCCAAGGGCAAGGGCCCUUCCUCGACCAAGGGAGACGCCAAGAGCAAGCCUCUUUCGUCCGGUACGAAAGUGAGCAAGAAGAACGUCAAGCGCCCGCCGCCCAAGGAAGUCAAGUCGAAAGCGCGCACGGAAUCCAGCCUGCUGAAGAAGACGAAAAAGAGGGAAUACACCGAGAAGGAGCUGGACCUGCCUCAGUUGAACAUGAUCACGCCCGUUGGUGUGGUGAAGCCCAGGGGCAAGAAGAAGGGCAAAACUUUCGUGGACGAUGCGGAGGGAAUGAUGACGAUUCUUGCCAUGGUUAAUGCCGACCGGGAGGGUCAGAUCGAGUCGAAGCUGAUGAAGGCCCGGCAAUUGGAGGAGAUCCGGGAGGCGAAGAGGAAGGAGGCUGAGGCCAGGCACGCGGAGAAGAAGAACAAGCUGGAAGAGGUAAAACAAUCGAUUCGCAGUAAGAAGCACAAGGGCGGCCCUAAAGCCGACAAAGCGGCCUCCGUACCCGACAAGUCGUCCAAAUCGAAGGGCAAGAGAAAGAGCGUCGCAUUUGCUUGAUUUUGUUUCAU